Nematostella vectensis (starlet sea anemone) is the source of this 2815-nucleotide messenger RNA. RefSeq lists its product as uncharacterized. Gene Ontology annotation, biological process: positive regulation of DNA-templated transcription. The transcript has a single exon. Gene Ontology annotation, cellular component: nucleoplasm; chromatin. The record is from RefSeq and is a predicted model, not a curated record. Gene Ontology annotation, molecular function: ubiquitin-protein transferase activity; metal ion binding. Lineage: Eukaryota; Metazoa; Cnidaria; Anthozoa; Actiniaria; Edwardsiidae. The coding region runs from base 902 to 2608 and encodes 568 amino acids.
CGAGAUGCUUAGAGUUCAAGCCGCAUUGUCACUAGUUUACUUCCGGAGGUCUGACGGAAAUAUUAAGCAGGCCAUCCGCUCUAAAUUAUCAAUCACAUCCUCAAAGAAACUUCCAAUAAACACACUGCUUUCAAUAUUUUGAAAUAUUUUUCGCGUUUUCCGUUAAAAAUAAUCGGAGAUUGUUACGUAAUCGACCGGAAGUAAACUGGUGACAAUGCGGCUUUAACAGUUAGAAAAUACAAAAAAAAAAAACAAGCGUUUCCGGUCACGAAUAUAAAAUCUCACAGACACGCACCCUGUCUGUUUACACGAGAUUUGAGAUAAUAUGAUGACGGUAUAAACCUUUCAGAUAUAAACUUUUUUGCUUUUUUAAAUAUUUUUUUCGUUCUAAGGAAGACUGUAUGUCGAUGUCUGCUUUGAGUAAAAAAAUAAUGAUAAUUUAUGUUAUGUUACUCAGGUUACGUUUCAUCUGCUCUGUAAUUUGCUCUUCUUGUAAGCAGAAUAUAAUUUAUGCUCGACACCUUACUAUUUGCACCAUUUUACCCAGAAAUACACUUCUUCGAUAACAUGGUAUCAUUAUUCCUGUGAAAAGAACCACAACCUUUUGAAUCGUAACCAAACUAACAGAAACGGAAAUUAUUAACUAUUCUAACUAUAUUUGAAGAGCUUAAAGAAAAAAAAGGUAAUUUCACUGCUCGUUGCUUGGGAUAAUCCCGUGUAUUUACUCUGUGUAAGCCUUGUUGAAAGACCCCCAAACAGUUUGUCACCUGUGAUAAUGAGGUGCCGUUGCGAGGACCUGUCGACCUCUGGGAUGCGUUUGUUAUGUUAAUGACACCUUGUUCGCUCGUGCGUGGCGUUCGAGAACAGUAGAUAAACUUUGGGCCUUUCUACUGUUGUCAAAAUGACUGAAACAUCGCGGAAUAGAACUACAGCAAUGGCAGUCCAACUAGAUGAACUACUUUGCCCGAUAUGUUUGGAUGAGUUUAAGGAGCCAAAGACUUUAUCGUGUAUGCACGACUUGUGUCGGAAAUGUUUGGAAGACAUGGCCGCUAGGGAGUCAAGUAGAGUGAUUCGAUGCCCGUUAUGUCGCUCAGAGAUCGAUAUACCAAGAGGAGGAGUCAAGAAUUUACCGACAAAUUUACGCCUUAUGAAGCUGGUAGAGAGCUCGCCUUGUAAGCUAGCGAAGGCGGAGAUUCAAUUCGCGUUAGGUGAUUGUCGUGAGAAACUUGCUAAGAUAUCAGAUGUUUCCCGGCGAAUCAGCGAAGCGCUGAACUUCGACGCUAUGCGCAUAAAGACGCAAAUUCACGAGACAGCCGAGAAUAUAGUCGAGCUCGUGCGAAAGCAGGAGAAAUCGCUAUGUAAAGAGGUGGACGAUGUGAUUGGGAUAGAGGAAGAUAGUCAUGCGGCAGCGGUUCUUAUCCGUCGCACCGAGCGAUUACUGCACGAUAUACAAGAGAUCAUAGAGCGAGACGAGCCCAGAGAUAUAGUGACCGAUAAGGACUCCCUGAUAGGUCACCUCAAAGACGCGACUUCAGCUAGUACUAGGCUACGACACCUUUACGAUGGCAUGGAGGUGCAGACAUCCGCGGUGAUGUUUAACCGGAGUAGGGACUUCCUUCAGUGUGUGAGUAGCAGCAUGUUCGGCACCGUUACCCCGAGAAAGAAGCUCAACAACUCCACUUGGCUCCCAGGCUUCAACAAGGACUUGAUAAGAGGACUAGAGAUUCUCAAACCUGGCACGCGCUUCCGUGCGCUUCAGAUCCCUAACCCCUAUGAAAAUAAGUUCCACCCAUUCGCAGUCGCGUGCAGUUCCGGGGGGACCAUCGCGGUGUCAGACCAGGGUGGGCACACGGUCCUAUUGUUCAACGAUAGUGGGGAGUUCCUGCAGAGCUUGGGUAAGUCCAGGGGGGCGGCGGAAGGGGAGCUAGAGUGCCCUUCCGGGGUAGGCUUCCUCGGUAAGCACAUUGUAGCUGUGGCUGACGGGUGCUUGUUUGGGACGCCUUCCCGGCUGCAGGCGUUCGACAGCUCGGGACGGUUCGUACGCUGCCUUGUCAAGCUCCAUAACAUAAGUCACUGGUUCACGCAUAUCGCGAGUAUCGGCGCGCAGCGCGUGAUGGUCACGUGUCGCCACGUGGCUGCCGACUACGAGGCAUACGUACAGGUGUUCAGCACGGACGGGACCGUCUCUCUUGCAUUUGGAGCCUCCGGGGACGGGAAACUCGCAAACCCCGUCAAAGCAGUGUACUUGGAUGAGGAGUACUUCGUAUCGGACUUCGAUAAGCAGACAAACUGUUGCGUGAUUAAGGUGUUUGACUAUCAAGGCCGGUACGUGAGGAGUUUCGGUGAAUGUAUGUUACGUCAGGAUGUUAAGGAUAAUCCCACAUACCCACUCAUCAUUGCCGCUGACACGCAGAGAAAGGUGAUCCUCGCAUACAGCGGGCUCUUGAGCGUCAUCCGCUGCUAUAAGCCUGACGGCAGCCUCCUCUGUUACUAUAGCACGAUAUCUGGGAUUACAGACCUUGCUUUGACCAAUGACAGGAGACUAUUUGUGACAUGUGACGGGAGUGGAGAGUACCCACAUAGUGUGCAAAUACUCUUCCAUAUUUGAUAUCGAGGAUGACAUUUUAUGCUCAAUGACAAGAGCCCCUCUGAGGCUCCUGUUCAGCUUUGUUUUCAUAACUAGAAAGGAUCCCGCGCCGUCUCGUUUGUCUGCUAGGCACACGCUUUUUGAACUUGUCCAUCUUGACUAGGAUCUAAAGGCCAGAUAAGAGUUCCUGUAAAAAACGUCUCACAUUAAAGGGUCUACGUCACAGUU